Molecule: messenger RNA, 543 nt
Organism: Spodoptera litura
Lineage: Eukaryota; Metazoa; Arthropoda; Insecta; Lepidoptera; Noctuidae
Source: RefSeq, a predicted model, not a curated record
AUGUCCAAUACUGCAAGUGUUUGUGUGUUCCUGUUGUGGAUGAUUGUGCAUGAUAACCAUUGUCUCAGAAUAAUACCAGAACGCACCGACAUCGUUUACUACAACAAGACCUACGUUGAGGAUACUCCUACAUUCAACGUGAGACGUAACGCUCGCAAGGGGGACUAUGUCGUUAAUUUAAAAUUCGAGACUAAGGUUACGUUUGGAAAUGAAGUGUUGGUGGAUAUUGUGUUCUAUCAAUUUCUUAACAACGAGUUCAAGAGAUCGUUCCCUGAGAUGCAUUACAAGUUAUGUGACCUUAUAAACGACGACCCUUAUAUUGGAGAUUCUGUGAGAGAAGCUGGAUUGAAAACUUGUCCUAUCGUGCCUGGAAAAUACGCUUUGAUGAACAUAGGCUUCAAUCGCAUGAUACCUUCUGUCUGGCCAUUUGAAAAAGGGAUGGUGGAGUUUACCAUAAGCCUUGAUAAUCCGAAAGCCAUGGUAGGUAAAGGUCAACUAGUUACUACCUUCAAAGAAGAUCGCCCUAAGAAAAAACAUGAAUAA